UUUGGUUUAAUUUGUUUCGAUACUGUGGAAUGUGAAAGUCGAGAACACUGCAAAGUAAAAGACAAAUAGUAUAAUCAGCGGAAAAGGUUUGAAACCAACACUGAGCAAGAUCGAAAAUGGGUCGGUGGCGUACUCCUCGAGCUGGGCUGAGUGACGCAUUUUACGUCGACUUCUGGCUCGCUGUCCUGGCGGAGUAUUUGGCGACGUUCUUUUUCGUGUUCGCGGUAUCCGGUUCUGCACUAAGAUGGGAAGGCGCGCCAACGAUUUUCCAACAAGCCCUUGCCGCCGGGCUGUCAACUGCGUCCAUGAUUCAGGCCUUCAGAUCAGUGAGCCUGCCUCUUGUACACGCUAAUCCUGCCGUUUCUCUGGCUACAUUUAUCACCGGGGAUGCUGGCUUGAUUCGAAUGGUUUGCUCUGUUCUGGCCCAGAUGUUUGGAGCUAUAACUGGUUCAGGAAUAGUGAUGGCGAUAAGCCCUCAACACGCCCGAGGGAAGCUAGGGGCGACUAUACCAGCAAAGGACGUGAGUAGUUUCCAGGCCUUUGGCGUGGAGCUGAUUCUGACGUCAUUCCUGGUGCUAACCAUGUUGGCUUCCAUUGACGCUAAUAAACACGCGGCUCGCAGGGAUUAUGGGACAGCGGCAGCACUGGGUGUGGUCGUUACAUGCUGUUAUCUUAUUGCGUUACCGAUCACCGGCUGUGGUGUAAACCCAGCAAGGUCACUCGCCCCGGCUGUCCUCAGCGGCACUUGGGAUGAUCACUGGGUUUAUUGGGCGGGACCAAUCUUAGCAUCUUUGCUGGCAGCAUUUCUUCACCUUUUUCUGUUCAAGGACCGUGAAUAUCGACACCACUCUGCCCCUGAGGAUGACGAUCAUGAUGAAGAACCCAUCAUACAGUAGUUGAUCUGUGACGCUAUUGGCUACUUCAUAUGACGAUCGUGUACAUAUUUGGUUAUUUCAGGAGCCCAUGUUAUAAACAUGUAGUUAACUUGGAUUAGAAGCGUAGUGUAUAUGUUGUGACGCACUCACAAGAUACAAAUUGUUAAAGUGUUUUUGUGUAUAUACAUCAAACUUCAUAAAUAAACUAAAUAACGUGGGCCUUUUGAUUAACUAAAAUAACUAGAGUCGCGUUUCAUCAGAUUAUCAAGAACAGGAAUUGAAUCUUUUUCUAGCACACCUAAAUAUGACUUAACGCACACAACGACCAAGCACAGUAGCCAGACUAUCACAAUUUUACAAAACACUCCAGUCGUCUUUUGUAAGAGCAAGGGCGUGCACCCAGAAAAUUAAUAAAGUGAUUCUAUAACUGAAUUGUCAAAA
Molecule: messenger RNA, 1316 nt
Organism: Orbicella faveolata
Lineage: Eukaryota; Metazoa; Cnidaria; Anthozoa; Scleractinia; Merulinidae
Product: lens fiber major intrinsic protein-like
Biological process (GO): transmembrane transport; water transport
Cellular component (GO): plasma membrane
Molecular function (GO): water channel activity
Source: RefSeq, a predicted model, not a curated record